AAGGAAGCAGCGAGGAGCAGAGAUGGAGAGGUGAAGCUGGUCCAACAGAGGGGAAUAAAUCGGAGUUUAUUCCGGAUAAGAACAUUUGAUCCAAUAUUUGGAUUAAAAUGUUGGUGAUCUCAGUUUUGGUCCUUGUGGGGACAGGAGUGACGGUAAACAGCGAAAAACAUUCCCUCCAUUACAUCUACACUGGACUCUCCAAACCCGUUGGACUGCCGGGCAUCCACGAGUUCACAGCCAUGGGUUUGCUGGACGGCAGGAUGAUCGAUUACUAUGAUAGCGAGAAUCAGACAAAAGUUCCCAAACAGGAGUGGAUGAGAGAGCAUUUACCUGCUGAUUACUGGGUAAAAGGCACCCAGUCCCGCAGGAUCAAGCAGCGGUGGUUCAAGCACAACAUCGGCAUCCUGAUGGAGCGAAUGAGAAAGAAUGACUCUGGCUCCCCUCAUGUUCUUCAGUGGAUGGUGGGCUGUGAGGGUGAGACGCAGCCUAACGGCGCGCUCAGGUUUGUCCGCGGCAUGAACAAGUAUAACUAUGAUGGAAACGACUUCCUGUCCUUUGAUGAUAAAAACAGAGUCUGGGUCGCUCCAGUUAAAGAGGCACUUCCCUCAAAGACGAAGUGGGACAAUGACCAGGUGCUGAAAGAGUACACCAAGGGAUACCUGGAGAACGAGUGCAUUGAUUGGCUGAGCAAGUCUGUGACUUCUGAACAAAAGCAGCUGAAAAAAGCCCCUCCACCUGGCGUGUACGUGUUUGCAAAGAAGUCCAGAGUGGAGACAAACCUCACCCUGACCUGCCUCGCCACAGGCUUCUACAGCAAAAACAUCAUUUUGAGGAUCAGAAGGAAAGGACGUGUUCUGACUGAAGACGACGGUCUGUGGAGCUCAGGAGUUCUUCCAAAUGACGAUGAGACCUUCCAGAGACGAGACUAUUGUGAGAUUUUGAAGUCUGACCUGUCAGAGUUCAGCUGUGAAGUCGUUCAUGAGGCGACCCGUGUGGACGUUGUGAAGACUUGGAAGAACGGUGACCAUCCAGAGGAACCUGGAUCUGGAGCUCUGAUCGGUGCACAGGGUGGAGCCUUGGCUGUGAUUGCUCUUGUUGUUGGUGGAGGUCUGGGUCUGAUAUGCUUGCAUAAAAAAGGCCGUCUUAGAGGCAGACGAGUAGCCAACGACAACCAAGGAAGUGUAGCAGUGGUUGUAACAAAUGUUGAGGCUGACAGUGAGAAGGUUGAGGAAGACGAGGGUAAUGAAGACGAGGCAGAGGAAACCAGUCUCAGAAGCAGCACGGCUGACGGCUCUGACAAAAAAACAAGGCUCAGGAUUCACACUAAAUCUUCUGCCACCGAGAAUAUGGACUGAGGUCAUGCUAAAUCCAGUGCCUCCAGCUGUAUCCCUGCCUUUGACCUUUCCUCCCCCCAUGAUAAAUCCAGCAUCACUAAUUUAGGUGUGAAAAUGGACCCCAGCCUAAAACUUGACUCACAUGUCAAAGUUGUGGUUAAGUCCUCCAUCUUUCAGUUGAGGCAGCUGUCAAAAAUUAAGUCCAUCCUGUCUAGAUGCCACCCAGAAACACAGAUUCAUGCAUU
Messenger RNA from Oreochromis aureus, 1579 nucleotides. RefSeq names its product class I histocompatibility antigen, F10 alpha chain-like. NCBI's taxonomy places the organism in Eukaryota, Metazoa, Chordata, Actinopteri, Cichliformes, Cichlidae. The record is from RefSeq and is a predicted model, not a curated record. Gene Ontology annotation, cellular component: external side of plasma membrane. Bases 108 to 1355 code for a protein of 415 amino acids. Gene Ontology annotation, biological process: immune response. The transcript has 8 exons.